CAGUCAGUAUGACCCAUUGGGCUACCUCAUUCCUUACACCACUCGUGCCAAGAUUCUUGUACAACAACUGUGGGAUAAAAAACGGGAUUGGGACGAUCCACAUUUGCCUACAGAUCUGCUACAAACAUGGACUGAGUGGGAGGCAGAGUUACCAGCUCUACAAAACAUUGUCCUUCCUCGAUGUUACUGUAGUGCCAACAAAGACACAGAAACGAGCCUAAGAGAUAUGCAUGUUUUCUGUGAUGCCUCUGAACGUGCUUAUGGCUCGGUGGCAUACCUUCGAACAGAGGACCAGUAUGGACAAGUGGAGGUGGCAUUCCUAACCGCCAGAUCUCGUGUAGCACCAAAAAAACAACAAUCUAUCCCCAGACUAGAGUUGUGCGCUGCACUGACUGGAGCUCAACUCUCCAAAGUACUCUUAACUGAACUGAACCUGCCCAUUCGCCACACAAUCUUGUGGACCGACUCCACAACAGUACUGGCAUGGUUACAGUCUGAAUCAUGUCGAUUCAAAGUAUUUGUUGGUACUCGGGUUGCAGAGAUCCAGGAGCUAACUGAGCAACACUCCUGGCGAUAUGUACCCUCCACCAGCAAUCCAGCUGACGACAUCACUCGGGGAAAGAGUCUCUGCGAGCUCAACUUGGAAAGUUGCUGGUACCAAGGACCACAUUUCCUAAAAGAUCCGGCUAAUCAGUGGCCCGAAUGUCCUAGUCCUAAGGAAAUAGACAGAGACGAACUACGCAAAACUGGUACACAUGUACAGGUCUGCUUCGCAUCAUCAGAUUACAGCCAGUUUAAGACCCUGGAGGAACUAAUUGAUUUCACAGCUCUUCAAGGGGCGGCCAAUGGUAACCCCACAGCCAGUGACUAUAGGCGUGCUGAGAUUGAUGUCCUGCAAAAAUCCCAACAAGAAUCCUUCCCAUCAGACCUGACCCAGUUAAAGGCUGGUAAAUCACUUUCCAGCAAUAGCAAGCUAAGAGCCCUGACGCCUGAACUUGAUAUCGAAACUAAUUUAAUCAGAGUUGGCGGACGUCUACGACAUAGUCCAUAUCUGGGACCUGAUAAUAUGCACCCCAUCAUCUUGGAUCCAAGACACCCGACAACCAAGCUUAUAAUUCAAAGUUACGAUUCAAAACUUCGUCAUCCAGGUCCAGAGAGAUUGUUUGCCGAAAUCCGCCGGAAAUACUGGAUCCUGCGUGGUAGAGAGGCCAUCAAGCACUUACAACGAGAAUGUUUACAUUGCCAGAAAUGGAGGAAGAAACCAGAAGUACCUAGAAUGGCCGACCUUCCUCCAGCAAGAUUGCGGCUCUUUAAGCCGGCCUUCCACUCUACUGGCAUGGACUGUUUUGGGCCUUAUACUGUCAAAACGGGGCGACGCAAUGAAAAGAAAUGGGGAAUAAUAUUCAAAUGUCUUACCACUAGAGCAGUGUACAUCGAUAUACUUCACAGUCUGGAAACCGAUUCCUUCCUUAUGGCUCUCAGGCGAUUCACAGCUCGACGAGGAAAGCCACAGGAGCUCUUAUCUGAUCAGGGAACCAACUUUAGAGGUGGUGAGAGAGAGCUGAAGGAAGCUUUCACAGCUCUUGCCCCUGAUCUGCAGAGUCAACUCGCCAAACAGCAAAUUGAAUUUCAUUUCAACCCUCCUAAUUCACCCCACUUUGGAGGUUGUUGGGAGCGAGAAAUUCGCUCUUUGAAGAAUGCCUUGAUGGUCACGCUUGGAAAUCAGUCAGUGACCUUUGAAGUUCUUCAAACAGUGCUGGCAGAAAUUGAAGGAAUUCUGAACUCCAAACCAUUGGGAUAUACCUCAUCUGAUGCUUCCGACUCUAAUCCCAUUACUCCAAAUUGUCUCUUAAUGGGGCGGCUGGAUGCCUCACUCCCCCUGACAGUGUACCCCCAGUCAGAACUGGUCAGUAGACGUCGAUGGCGCCAUAGUCAGAUCCUUGCGGACCAAUUCUGGAGACACUACAUCAAAUUCUACCUCCCUGGUCUUCAAAGCCGCCAGAAAUGGCAAAAUGAUACUCCAGACACUCAAGUUGGCUCUACAGUGCUGAUAGUUGACCCACAACUACCAAGAUCACUCUGGCCUGUAGGAAAAGUGGUAGACGUACACCCUGGAGCCGAUACUAGAGUGAGGACAGCCAAAGUUCAGGUGGGAAAAAAGACUUACACACGACCAGUAGCCCGCCUCAUACAACUACCUGCUAUUCCAGAUUAAAUUAAGCUUAAAUCCCACAACAGUAUAAAGCCUUUUUUGUGUGUGUACAUAUUUCUUACAUAAAUAUGGGGGCGGCUGUAAAAAAGGCUGCAGCUUAUAAGUGCAAUUCUAACCUCUGUCUUUUGUCCUUUAUGAUGAGGCACCCCGCAUACACCAGAACACGUUACCUGAGCCAAUCAGCGUCCAGGAUCUGUGACUACGCAAUCUUCCCCACCCAAACAGAUUUUUAGUUUCUAGUGUAGCGAGACACAUAGACGGAUGCUAAAGUUUGCGAGGAAUAGAUCACGGACUGUUUUCAUCAUUGUUUGUCAGCGGUUGCCACAAGUGUUGUGCGUGAAUGCAGAAAAAAACCACAACACAAGUGUCAUAAGUCAAGUCUGUUGAGUGGUGACAAUAAAUGGGUUGUUCACACAAA
Molecule: messenger RNA, 2630 nt
Organism: Danio rerio (zebrafish)
Lineage: Eukaryota; Metazoa; Chordata; Actinopteri; Cypriniformes; Danionidae
Source: RefSeq, a predicted model, not a curated record